UCUUACUUACCACCUGCUUUAAAGUUUGACAUUUUGACAGCAGUUACCUACAAAUGCUAGCUAUAGUGUGAAACUUUAAAGCUUACCCAAAAAUUUAAACAAAUUAUUUUAGCCACAAUAAAGGAAGUAAACUCCUUGACGUCACCAUUUUUCGAAGAUUAACGUUAGCUAAUGUUUAGCUAGCUAAACUGAUGUCAAAAUGUCAAAUUUAGUUGCCGGUGAAAAUGGAACACAGGAAAAGCCUGGGUUUUCAUUAACCAAGGCAGUGGAGGAUGUCAGUCAUCUGGGCUAUGCCCAGACUGAGGGUCUGAAAGAGAAACAGAAGACUCUCAGCUCCCUGCAGGCAACUCUUUCAGAUGUGGAGAAGGAAGGCGAGAUGGUAGCUCAGGUGCUGAGAUCUAACGUGAGGGAAGUCCUAAUACUGGAGGGCAAGAUGGAACACCUGGAGCGGCAGAUAAAUGUCCUGAGUGAUCGCUGGGCAUCCAUCAGCAAGGAAAAGACAGAAAUCCAGAUUGGUAUAAUUGAGGAGGAGGAGAACGCUCGCAUAUCACUGGCAAGGUUCAACACUUACCGAAACAAGAUGGAGAGUCACAGAGCAGCUGUUCUGCUUGCAUCAAGCCAGACGAAGGCCCAUAAAGAGCUGGAGGAGAAGAGAGCGCUGGUCAAGAUGCUGACACAGAAGAAAGAGGAGCUUAAGAAAGAUUUGGUGAAUCCAAAUGGAAACACAGUGCAGUUGGCAAAGAGAGAGAUUGAUGCUCUGAAGGGAGAGAUCUCUGUGAUGGAGAAGACGACAGCUGAGAGGAGAGAGCAAUUGCAAAAAGAGUUUGAGACUCAUACUCAGAUGAAGAAAGACAUUGAGAUCCAGAACAGGCGCUACGAAGCCAUCGUCAAGCGCCUCCACUGCCAGCUGAGCAGGGCCCAGGCUUUCCGCCGACACCAGCAGUGGCACAAACAGACAAGGUUAAUCCGCGUGUGAUCCGUCAGCCCCAGAGUACAUCCUGUACCCAGGGCGACGUGCUUGAAGAAAACACCUUUUGUCAAUGAAACAGGAUUUGCGAAAGUGCCAUCUGGACAUGAGAGCGGGGGCUCUGUCUCCUCACCGUGUCUGAUCCACUGAGCCAGCCACUCCGAGGUCAGUGGGGGAGAGGAGGAAGGCGGACAGAGCUGGACAGGAUCUCUAAAUAGAUAUACGUUAGAUCAAAGACCACAAUAAAUUAGAUUUUGUCCCAGGAUGCCCCAAACUGAAGCUCAUCCUUCUCAGGUUACAUUUUUCAUACUCGGGAUAUAAACCGGAAGCUGCACCGAGAUAAAGAAAAGAUUUGAUUAUUUUUAUUAAAACACAAACACAAAAGCACCUUGAGGUUAAAGUCUGGCCUUGAUAAUAAAGUCUAUGACUUUUUGCAUGUGUUAAUUAUACCUGCCUGAAUCAGUUUUUACAUUUCAGGUAAGUUUUAAUCAAAACAGAUUUAAUUUGUGAAUCUUUGCUCGAUGAGUCAAAAUGACUGUAGGAUAAAUCAUUACACCACCAUUUUAUACUGUACGUAGAUUAUCUACUUUAAAACUGGUUAAUGUUAUUUUUUAGGCAUUGGAAAAUAGCAAAAUAUUUGGUAAAUAAAAUGACAGAGAUCGCAUCCUUAGCCCAGGGUAUAAAAAUGUAGUUUGUAGUAUUAGAUUUCCUUUCA
Micropterus dolomieu (smallmouth bass) is the source of this 1682-nucleotide messenger RNA. Its product is annotated as coiled-coil domain-containing protein 122-like. Bases 200 to 976 code for a protein of 258 amino acids. NCBI's taxonomy places the organism in Eukaryota, Metazoa, Chordata, Actinopteri, Centrarchiformes, Centrarchidae. The transcript is spliced from 6 exons. The record is from RefSeq and is a predicted model, not a curated record.